This is a messenger RNA of Branchiostoma floridae (Florida lancelet), 587 nucleotides long. RefSeq names its product mucin-2-like. The coding region runs from base 154 to 558 and encodes 134 amino acids. Lineage: Eukaryota; Metazoa; Chordata; Leptocardii; Amphioxiformes; Branchiostomatidae. The transcript has 4 exons. The record is from RefSeq and is a predicted model, not a curated record.
CGGAGGACUGAAACAGCUUUGAUUACAGAUCGUAAAAGGAUCUGUAGCUAAAUAGCUGCAGACAGUACCAUCCUCAUCAGAUCCUCGCGAAAGAUCAAGAAAAGAUUCAAGAGGACCUGGACAAUACUAAAACUACCUGCACAAAGUGCAACAAUGGGGCUAACUAAAGCCCAACUAUGGACUUGCCUCGCCCUUCUCUGCCUCGGCGGGACCGACGCAGCCGGGAGGCAGCAGAGAUCGGCGAUGAUGAUUCACUGUAUCAUUUGGGCUCCAUAUGUCAACACCAACUACCCAACUCCUGUUGAGGGUGGAGACUUUGAGAACAUCACCAACGUGAUAGCUGCAUCUACCUGCAAGAACCCUGUGGACAUCAAGUGCCAGGUUGCUGGAUUCGCCAUGCCAUACCAGGAUGUUGUGAACAUGGGCAUGCAGAACAACAUCAACUGUAACCUGUGGACCGGUCUGACCUGUAGCGACAACGAGCAGCCUAGCGGCUCCUGCUACGACUACGAGGUUUCUGCUGGGUUGCUGGAACAUGACGGAGCCACUCUGUGGUAGGUAUCUUCAUUACAAAAAUGAGCAUCAGA